AUGAAGCCUAAUUAAAAAGUACUUGAUCAUCUAAAAAAAUAUGAUUAUUAUUUGCCAUUACAUUUGGAUUAUGUGUAGAAAUGGUACACUAAAAUAAUAAUCAAAGGUUUUAUGAAUAGAUGGUAGACAAUUUAGGAUUAAGUGAAAGUUUUAGAACUUCAUUUUUGAGUUAAAUUUCUAAAAUUGGAUAAUAUGCUCAUAAUGAAUAAUAAUUUAGAUAAUUAGUAAGAGAUUCUUGGUUUUGUUUCUUAAAUAAAAAGCCUUUGAAUUUCAUUUGUAUAAUGAUAGAUGGAUAAGAGUAGAAUGCAAUAAAGGAAUUUUUAUUGAAUGUAUUGAUUUAACCAAAAUAAUAUGAUAUUACAUAUAUAGAUGAAUUACUUUAAAUAUAUGAAUAUUACUUAUAAGGGGUAAAAUAAUAGAAUAAUAUAUUUAGAAUGGAGGAGUUGUAAAUAUUAUAAAUAGAACAAAAUUUAGAAUGAUUUUAAGUAAAUUGAAUUGUAGUAGAUUUAUUUUAAAUUAAGAUGAAAGAAUUUAAUUACAAAUUAAAUAAUAUAUGUUUGAUCUUUAUCUUAAGAAUAUAGAGAAAAUAGAUGAGAAGGAGAGAAUUAAUGUAGAAUUUAUUACAAGAACUAAUAUAUUUAAUAAAUUAUUUUAAGUAUUAUUUGAUUAAAUAGAAGGAUAAGGAAAUAUGUUUAAUCAUCUUAAAUAAAUAGUUUUUGUUAUGAUUGAAGAAUAAUUAAAUAUAUUGAUAUCUUUUUAAAUAUUGAAGAGUUUCUAUUAAAUGUAUUUAGAUAAAGAGAAACUUUUAUUUGAAAGAAUUGAUUCUAGAGUGAAUUUUGAUCAUAAUAGAAUAGCUAGAGAAUUAAAUUAAAAAUACAAAGAAAAAAAAGACUUAGUAGAAGCAUUAAAAUCUAUUGUAUAAAAAUAAACAUAAACAAUUAAUUAUAAAUUACUUUUAAGAGAAUUAGUUACUAAAGAUAUAUAUAGUAAAGAGAAUGAAUAAAUCCUUAAUCCUAUAUUAAAAGAAUUUGAUAUCAAUAAUUAAUAAAAAAAUAAGAGAUAAUAAUAUAUUGAUAAUGAUCUAAUAUAAUAAAUUAAACUUUUAGGAUUUAAUAAAUUGGAUAAAAGAAAUGAAAAUGAAUAUGAUAAUCUCAAUUUUUCAAUUAAUAUUAUAGAUAAUAAUAAUAUAAUUGUAAUCAAUAAAAGAAAUAAUUAAAAAGGAAAAUGUUAAAAUAUCAAAGAACUUUAUCUCUUUAUGAAAAAUUCUAAUAUUUGA
Molecule: messenger RNA, 1276 nt
Organism: Paramecium pentaurelia
Lineage: Eukaryota; Ciliophora; Oligohymenophorea; Peniculida; Parameciidae
Source: the annotation of a GenBank genome assembly